Messenger RNA from Sardina pilchardus (European sardine), 4185 nucleotides. RefSeq names its product heat shock 70 kDa protein 12A-like. The coding region runs from base 61 to 1710 and encodes 549 amino acids. The record is from RefSeq and is a predicted model, not a curated record. Lineage: Eukaryota; Metazoa; Chordata; Actinopteri; Clupeiformes; Clupeidae. Gene Ontology annotation, molecular function: ATP-dependent protein folding chaperone; ATP binding. The transcript has 4 exons.
GUUGAUUUUGGCACAGCAUACAGUGGAUAUGCUUUUUCUGUAAGACCAAAAAAUGAGGAAAUGCCUAAUAUUAGAGUACCCUUCUGGACCCAAGGGACUGGAUUGAAAUCUUCAAAGACUCAUACCUGCAUUUUAUUUAAUCAGCAAGAAAAUGUUGUGUCGUUUGGUUUCGAGGCUAAAAUGAAAUACACCAAGAUGCCUAGCAUUGAAGCGAGAAGACAUUUUUUCUUUGAAAACUUCAAGAUGAAUCUGUUCAACGCAGUACUUCACCGGGACACGGUGAUUCAAACUUGUGAUGGGAAGUCAAUGAGUGCUCUAAAAGUAUUUUCUGAGAGUCUUCGCUUCCUGAAGGACCACGCCCUGAAGAUGAUUGCUCAGCAUACAUCAGGGAAGACAUUUAUUGCCACUGAUGCCACAUGGGUGUUGACUGUGCCAGCCAUCUGGGGUGCUUCAGCCAAACAAUUCAUGAGAGAAGCCGCAAAACAGGCAGGUAUGAUAGAGAAGUUGGACUCCGAAAACCUGAUAAUCGCUCUAGAACCAGAGGCAGCCUCUGUGUGGUGCAAGCAACUCCCGAAGGAAGGCUUCCUUGGGGUAGGACAGCAAGGCAAUGAACUGGAGCAAAGCACUGGGACACAGUACAUUGUUGUGGACUGUGGAGGUGGAACUAUUGACAUCACUGCACAUGAAGUGCGAGAUGGAGGAUAUCUGAAGGAGCUCUACAAGGCCUCUGGGAAUGAUCUAGGUGGCCAGACAGUGGACAGCAAGUUUGAAUCGUUACUUAUUGAGAUAUUCACUGAUGAUAUUUGGGCUGAAUUUCAGAAAAGAGAGCCUGGUGAACUCCUUAAGAGAAAGAUUGAAUUUUCAUUUGUGAAAUGUGGAGAAGAGGAUGAAGAUGAUGAUGAUGCUCUCAUCAGUUUCCCUGUUAGCUUGACGGCAAUAGCAGAAGAACAUGGUCAGCAAAAAAUCUCAGAAUUCUUCAAUUAUGUUGAGGGAGCUGAUUGGCAAAAUGGCUACAUAAAAAUUUCUGCUAGCAAGAUGACAUCUCUUUUUGAGGAAAGCUUAAAAGGUAUAAGCAAUAACAUCAACCAGGUCUUGUCCCACAAAGGCAGUAAUAUUCAGUACAUUCUGCUUGUGGGAGGCUAUGCACAGUGUAAACUACUGCGAAAGCACAUAACAAAGGAGUUCAGUAGAAGAUGUACCAUUCUUUGCCCGGCUGAUCCCCAGACGGCCAUUUUAAAGGGGGCAGUGCUAUUUGGAUUGAAACCCAAAGUCAUAGAAUCACGAGUAAGCACUCGCACAUAUGGCAUUCUUGAGUCUGAACGUUUCAAUCCAUCUAGGCAUAGCAUGAUUAAAGUUCAAUACAAUAAAGACAGGAUUGCAUAUUGCAAUGUUUUCAAAAGACUGAUAAAAGUGGGAGAGUCAAUUGGAUGUGAUGAGGUCAGGGAGCAUUAUCUUACACCAGUAAACAGCGAUCAGAGAGAAAUGAUCUUCCAGUUUUAUUGUACGGAGAAGGAAGACGCCAUUGAGGUGGAUGAGGAUGGAAUGAAGAAUAUCGGCAGCUUCACUGUGCCAAUGCCAGACAUCAGCAAGGGCAUGAAUCGAUGUGUGAGGUUAGAAAUCCAAUUUGGCAAUACAGAGAUGCAGGCCACAGCAACUGACAUGGAGUCAAACAAAACAGAAUCUGUCACACUGGACUUCUUAUGCCACUAAUGUCUACCUCAUUGUUCUCAAGAUAGUACUGAGAGUAUAUAACAAGUUUCACUUGACACUUGGGUUUUUGGGGAAUUCAAUUUGUUGCAACUGAUUAAUUCAUUAAUCAUGCAAUCAUAAUGAUGGGAUGAACUGAAUAUUACUUAAAUGGAAUAAGCAGUGGGAUGACAUAGACAUAGGGUGACCAGACGUCCUCUUUUGCCCGGACAUGUCCUCUUUUUGAAACCUAAAAAUGUGUCCGGGCGGAAUUUCAGAAUCGUCCGGGAUUUUGUUAUUCUAGCCUAACGUGUUUUCACCGAAUUUGCAUUGCUCUCUCUUUCAUUCACAUAGUAGGCUAAUCACGCCCUCCCCCUACAGUUCGCUUUGCAUUGAGUUGAAGUGUAGAGCGUGACCUUAGAGCUACCGUCAUUGGUCAAUAUUCUCGGCCUAAACAUUUAAUUGGUUAUUCACCUCAUCAGCGCACACUUCCUUGUUUACCACUGACACGCGCAAAACUAUCCGGCAUCUUCAGCCAUGCCGAAAUGCAAGUGCAAGUUCACUGACGAAUUGAAACGUAUAAUUUCCAUGUUUUCGUCUCGGUCGAGAUCAAUACGAAGCUGAGUGCCUGACCUGCAAAGCAGGCAGUUUAGGACUGAAAAAUAUCAGCCAUUGGACUUUUCAACUUUAAAAAUGUCUCAUUUUGUGCAAUUAGGUUUUAUUUGUUAUUAUUUUUGUUUUACCAUUGUUGUGACUAUACUUUACAUUGUAUAGCCUACAAAUGUAUAGUUUGUUUUUGCACAUUUAAAACUUUCAACUACAAAAUAGCCUUUUGAGGCCGUGUUUUUCUGUUAGUGUUGGGCCGGCCAAUAAAGCUCAUUAUCAUAUAUCACCAUGUAUGUUGACACAAUUGUAUGAAUGCACGUGUUCAUAGGUGCAGCCUAUGUGACCCAAAUACCCAAAUACCACCCCCACAGCUGAAGUGUCCUCUUUUUUGCCAACUCAAAUCUGGUCACCCUAAUAGACAUCAGGGAUGAAUCUAGGCUAAUUUUAAGUGUAAUUGUACUACCUUUAUCAAGCUCUUUUCCUAAUCAUUGUAAUAGUCAUCUAUAAAUGCUGUCUUGCUUUUUUUAUUAUUAUUUUAUUUUAUUUUAAUUCUUUCAGUCAGCCUUUAUGUAGAGAAAAAUAAUUAAUAUUUUUGUAUGUUUUUGCAGUAAUAUUACCAGGAAUUAUGCAAGUAGCCAUAUAUAUUCAUAUGAGUUUAGGUGAGAUUGUCUGGAAUCUGGCAGCACAAGAAUCGUGAUGGUGAAAGCCUAAACUUGCGAAUGUUGUUGUUUGGGGUCAUCUCGCUCACAUGUGUUUAGAGACAAUUCCAAAGUGUUCCGUGUUCGAAAGCUUCGUAAAUAGACAGCAUGGCAGAGGAACAGAGUAGGCCCUACAUCUAGUGCUUCCGAUGUAGGCCUAGUACUGCAAUUGUAAGUAGGCUACUUCUCUAAAGAAAGGUAGCCUACAUUUAGGCCUACUACAAAAUGCCUGCCUGCCGCAUUCGCGGGCAGGAGUGAGACAUAGCCUAAUAUCACAGCGGGAUUUUGCGGGCGGGAGCGGGACAAAAAAUGGCACAUUAUUGCGGGAGCGAGAUAGCAUGUUAUGGGCGGGAACAGGACUGAAGAAUCUGUCAGACCUCUACCCGAGACCUUAGAGCGUUUGCCGGUGGGACAAGCGAGACUUUCAAAAGUAUAUCAUGGCCCCAGCCGUGGCGCAACUGGCUGGGGCACCUGCACCACACGCCGGCGACACGGGUUCGAUUCCCGCCCCGUGGUCCUUUCCGGAUCCCACCCCGACUCUCUCACCCAUUCGCUUCCUGUCUGUCUCUACUGUCCAGUCAAAAUUAAAGGCACAAAAGCCCAAAAAAUAUACUUAAAAAAAAAAAAAAAAAAGUAUAUCAUAUUUACAGUUUAUAUUGCUCUGCGUUCACCCGCACAUCCAGUACUCGCUUGAAUUACUUGAAAAACCCGGCAUCGCACAGAUAUGCUACGCAUAUCAGAUGAAAGAGGGGAAACAGCUUUCCAUUGAUACCAAAUACAUCGAUCCUUUUGUGUUAUAAAAACAGACGAAGUGACAAACAAAUAAUAAUGUCAUAUAGCUUAGGCUAUCAUUACUCUCGUUUGAUUUAGGCUACUCGUGAAACCGCGAUCAGAAAGAUAUGGCACGCAUGUCAGAUGAAAGAGGAGAGCUUGAACUAUCCUCAGAUACCAAAUGCAACCUUCUAGGUUAUAAAACAGACCAAGUGAAAGUCAAAUAAUAACUUCAUUUAGCUCCACUUACUCCAUGUUUUUGUGUGGCAUAAUAGCUGUGCAUAAAAUGUUAUCAUGUGUUUCUCUAUGGCAAGGCACAUUCAUAAUACGGUUUUGAGAUCCUAGCAAACUCCUGUAUGGUAUCCAAUUCAAGACUCAUAUUGCAUCCAAAUUUGUUUGACAAAUAAACACUUUUUUGCCUUUA